Molecule: messenger RNA, 1533 nt
Organism: Paramecium sonneborni
Lineage: Eukaryota; Ciliophora; Oligohymenophorea; Peniculida; Parameciidae
Source: the annotation of a GenBank genome assembly
CUUUAAUUUCAAAUGUCGCAAUCUCCUAAUAAAUGGCAUCAAGAAACAAUAGAUUCUCAUAAAUCAAAGAUGGAAAAAACUGUACCAAUAUGUCCACUAUCAUCAGAUAUUGCAACAUUAACAUUACCAAAUGGCAAAAGUGUUUAACUACCUGUUUAUAAAGGAACAAAAGGUCCUCCUAUGAUUGAUAUUACAUAGUUAUAUUCUAAAACAGGGUAUUUUACAUUAGAUCCUGGAUUCUCAUCAACUGGAGCGUAUAAAUUAAUAAUAAUGAAAUUAGAUGCAUGUCAACUAUGACUUACAUAGAUGGUGAUAAAGGAGAAUUAUUAUAUCGAGGAUAUCCUAUUGAAAUUUUAGCUAAAUAUUCUUCUUACAUAGAAGUGUGUUAUUUAUUUAUUUAUGGACAUCUUCCAUCUUAAAAAGAGUUGUAAUCAUUUGAAGAAACUAUGGUGAGUGAAAUGAUGAUAAAUGAAAAACUUAUAGAAUUCUAUAAAGGUUUUGCAUCAGAUAGUCAUCCUAUGGCAAUCAUGGUUGGUGUAGUAGGAGCAUUGAGUGCUUUUAUGCAUAAAGAUUUUGAUGUAAAUGAUCCAAGAGAUAGAGAAUAUAUAGCUAUUAAAUUAGUAGCUAAAAUGCCGACUCUAGCAGCUUAUGCAUAUAGAACAGCAUUAGGAUUACCUAUUGUAUAUCCUAAUAAAAAAUAUUCAUUUAUUGAGAAUUUCUUAUAUAUGGUAAUUAUAUUAACAUAAUUUAAGAUGUUCUCAACUCCUAUGAAUGAUUUCAAUGUUGACAAAGUAAUUGUUAAAGCAUUAGAUACUAUUUUUAUGUUACAUGCAGAUCAUGAAUAAAAUGCAUCUACUUCUACAGUUAGAAUUGCUGGUUCUUCAUUAGCUAAUCCAUUUGCUUGUAUAGCUGCUGGAAUUACAGCUUUAUGGGGACCUUAUCAUGGAGGUGCUAAUGAAGCUGUUUUGAAUAUGCUUAAAGAAAUAGGAAAUAAAGAAAAUAUUCCUAAAUAUCUUCAGAUGGCUAAAUCUAAAGAUAAUUCAUUUAGAUUAAUGGGAUUUGGACAUAGAGUUUAUAAAAAUUAUGAUCCAAGAGCUAAAGUUAUGUAGGAAAUGUGUUAUAAUGUCUUAGAAAAAACAAAAAGAGCUAAUGAUAUUUUAGAAGUAUAUAUCUUUAUUAAUAAUAUGUUAGUUAGCCAUUCAAUUAGAAUAAACUGCUUUAAAAGAUGAUUAUUUCAUAUAACGUAAAUUGUAUCCCAAUGUUGAUUUCUACACUGGAAUUGUAUAUGAAGCUUUGAGUAUUCCAACUUCUAUGUUUACUGUCAUGUUUGCAGUAUAAAGAAGUAUUGGAUGGAUUUGUUAAUGGAUGGAAAUGAUGUCUGAAAAAGUCUAAAGAAUCAGUAGACCAAGGUAACUCUAUGUAGGAGAAGAUUAAAGAUAAUAUAUUCCUAUUUAAGAUAGAAAAGAAGAAGAAAAAAGCAGAGUUUGUAAAUUACCUAUGCAUAGCAGCCUAUUUGGACUUGUUAAGGUAUGA